Poeciliopsis prolifica (blackstripe livebearer) is the source of this 1810-nucleotide messenger RNA. RefSeq names its product protein phosphatase methylesterase 1 (gene ppme1). Gene Ontology annotation, biological process: protein demethylation. Gene Ontology annotation, molecular function: protein methylesterase activity. The record is from RefSeq and is a predicted model, not a curated record. NCBI's taxonomy places the organism in Eukaryota, Metazoa, Chordata, Actinopteri, Cyprinodontiformes, Poeciliidae. Bases 224 to 1435 code for a protein of 403 amino acids. The transcript has 13 exons.
AAAACUUCCACCAGCCUAUUCACUUCUGAUGGUGAGAAAGAAAACAAAGAAGACGAAGAAAGGCACUGAGAAGAAGAGGACAAGCUGGUUGCUAAUUUAAACAACGCAACUCGUGUAUUGUGAUUAAAGUCGGCGUUCCUGUCAGAAAAACAUUAUAUGCGGCUAAAGAAGAGGAAGAGCAUCACAAGCCUUUCCUGACACAAGCCAGCUCUUUGCUGACAGCAUGGAGAAGCAGUUGCAUUUGAACCUGCUAGCAUCCAGACCCCCUAUGGCAGGUGGUUUUCAGUCCGGGUCCAAGAUGAAAAUGGGACCUGGACGAAAGAGAGAUUUCACCCCCUUGAUCUGGAGUCAGUACUUUGAAACCAUAGAAGAUGUUGAAGUGGAGAAUGAAAACGGCAAAGAUAUUUUCAGACUUUACUGCAGCGGCUCCAGCGGUCCUGUGCUGCUGCUGCUCCACGGAGGCGGCCACUCCGCGCUGUCCUGGGCCGUGUUUACCGCCGUCAUAUGCAGCAGGAUCAACUGCAGGGUGGUGGCCAUGGACCUUCGAGCUCAUGGAGACACUAAAGUAAAAAAUCCAGAGGAUCUCUCUGCAGACACCAUGGCAAAGGAUAUUGGUAAAGUAGUGGAGGCGCUGUAUGGAGAGAGCCCCCCUCCGAUCAUGAUGAUCGGACACAGUAUGGGCGGAGCCAUCGCCGUUCACACAGCCAGCGCCAACCUCGUCCCAUCGCUGCUGGGUCUCUGCGUCAUCGACGUCGUAGAAGGUACAGCAAUGGACGCUCUCAACAGUAUGCAGAAUUUCCUCAGAAGUCGACCAAAGACAUUUAAGUCUCUGGAGAACGCCAUAGAGUGGAGCGUGAAGAGCGGUCAGAUUAGAAACAUCGAAUCUGCUCGAGUUUCCAUGGGAGGCCAAGUGAAAAAAUGUGAGGAGUCUGCGAGCAAUCCAAGUGUUUCUAAUAGCAUCGGCGAGGGCAUCAUAGAGGAAGAGGAGGAGGAAGAAGGAGCAGAAGAAUCGAACAAAAAACGAAUGAAGGAGGACGACCAAGAGGUUCAGUCUCUCUUGGUGAUUUUUCUGUUUUAUGCAACCAUUGUUUUGUUAAAAAUAACAAUAAUGUCUCCCCUCCAGGUUAAGAAGGAAAGCUUCUACACCUGGCGGGUGGAGCUGUCAAAGACGGAAAAAUAUUGGGAUGGUUGGUUCAGAGGUCUGUCGGCCCUUUUUCUCAACUGUUCUGUGCCAAAACUGCUGCUUCUCGCAGGAGUGGACCGGCUUGACAAAGAUCUCACUAUUGGACAGAUGCAAGGGAAGUUUCAGAUGCAGGUCCUCCCUCAGUGUGGCCAUGCUGUUCAUGAGGACGUGCCUGAGAAAGUAGCAGAUGCUCUAGCAACAUUUAUGGUCCGACACAAAUUCACUGAGUUUAAAGAAGGAUUUCUGUGCUAACUUUCCUGUCCUGAUUAAGCCAGCAGGCGGAGAAGAAAUGUUUCAAGAUUCAUUGCAGUCUUUGUGGAACUUGAAAGCUAUUUAAGAAGAAUAUUACAUUAUUAUUAUUAUUAUUGUUGUUGUUGUUUUGCUGCUUUUGUUCUGUAGAUAUUUUUGCCUUUCAGCUUUGCCUUGUUUUCUUUUAAACACUAUUUGAUUAUUUUUCUUUGUACUCCCAUUUUUUUUUAUUCUCUGAAAUGUAAAGCUCUUGUUUUAGUGUUUUUAUUUUGAGUGAUUGCAUCAUUAAUUCACUGUUAAUGUUUGUCUCCAAAGUGUUAGUUUGAACUCUGAUGGCAAUGAUCAAAAAUGGACGCAAUAAAAAUAUGUUCAACACUU